UAAGCCAAAUAAGGCACAGUUUAGUGCAAGAGAAAGAACAACAGCAGUUCCCGCAGCAGCAAAAGCCGACUGACAACCAAAAUGACCUCUCCUGGAAUGAACAUGAUGAGCAGGGUCGUCUUCUACGAGGACCGGAACUUCCAGGGUCGCUCCUAUGAGUGCAUGAGCGACUGCCCAGACAUGUCGUCCUACCUGAGCAGGUGUCACUCCUGCCGGGUGGAGAGAGGCUGCUUCAUGGUCUACGACCGCACCAACUACAUGGGCAACCAGUACUUCAUGAGGAGGGGCGAGUACGCCGACUACAUGAGCAUGAUGGGCAUGAGCGACGGCAUCCGGUCCUGCCGCAUGAUCCCCAUGUACAGAGGAUCCUACAGGAUGAGGAUCUACGAGAGGGAGAACUUCGGGGGUCAGAUGUACGAGAUGAUGGACGACUGCGACAGCAUCAUGGACCGCUACCGCAUGUCCAACUGCAUGUCCUGCAACGUGAUGGACGGCCACUGGCUGAUGUACGAGCAGCCCCAUUUCAGAGGCAGGAUGAUGUACAUGAGGCCUGGCGAGUACCGGAGCUUCAGCAACAUGGGCGGGAGCGGGAUGAGGUGGAUGAGCAUGAGGCGCAUCACCGACUCCUACUACUAAACUCUCUUUGCACUCAAUAAAGCUGUCAAAAAAUAAACUCCUGCUGGGUUGAA
Molecule: messenger RNA, 689 nt
Organism: Xiphophorus maculatus (southern platyfish)
Lineage: Eukaryota; Metazoa; Chordata; Actinopteri; Cyprinodontiformes; Poeciliidae
Product: gamma-crystallin M2-like
Exons: 3
Coding region: 82-636 (184 amino acids)
Biological process (GO): visual perception; lens development in camera-type eye
Molecular function (GO): structural constituent of eye lens
Source: RefSeq, a predicted model, not a curated record